This is a messenger RNA of Venturia canescens, 4388 nucleotides long. RefSeq names its product tetratricopeptide repeat protein 21B-like. The coding region runs from base 1 to 4059 and encodes 1352 amino acids. Gene Ontology annotation, cellular component: intraciliary transport particle A. Gene Ontology annotation, biological process: protein localization to cilium; intraciliary retrograde transport. Lineage: Eukaryota; Metazoa; Arthropoda; Insecta; Hymenoptera; Ichneumonidae. The record is from RefSeq and is a predicted model, not a curated record. Gene Ontology annotation, molecular function: protein binding. The transcript is spliced from 6 exons.
AUGGAAAGGGUGAAGCAAAACGGAGCGUUAGACAGAGAGGCGGAGAUAAUGUGGUUGUGCAGAGAGAAUUAUUACAACGAAAUGUGGAAACGAGCAAAGGAAUCUUGCACCGUUUAUCCAACGAACGAGGUGUUGAAAUUGUUGUACGCCAUGAGCCAAGCCCUCGUCGGAAAAAUAGACGAUUCGAUGCAGCAAGUACUAGAAUUUGUGUCGGAGACAAGUUCAUCGGAGUCAAGUUUAUUAGCCGCACUUUUGGUGCAGAGUAUUGCACUUCGAAUGGGGGGAAAUACGGAUCGGACGAGUCUGGCACGAAUAGACGCUCGCAUAAGAGAUGAGAGACGAAGAGGAUCGGCGACUGCUUUGGCGAGAGGUGCGAUGGUGUUGUUUUUGUUCAAGAAAUUCGACAGAGCCAGAGAAUACGUAGAAAGAGCUUGUAAACUCGAGCCGAGCGAUAAAAACGUUUCAGUGAUCGGAGCCUGGGUUUAUUUGCACGAAGCAUCAGCAAAAGCAUCGAGGAACGAAAACAAAGCUUUGCUUGAUCGAGCUCGCGAAUUGUUGAGAUCAGCUGGCGACGCUCCCGAGGAUUUAAACGUUACACUGGCAUUAGCAAAACUCGAAGAACUGAGCGGUCGUAACGACCAGGCGAUUGUCCUUUUGAGCACCCUCAUCGUUCGAUAUCCAAAACUGUCUCUUCCACUCGUCGAAAAAAUGCACAAUCAAUUAGCGAGCAAAGAUUGGGACGAGGCAACGGAGAGUGCCGAGCGAAUCUUUUCGAUCGAGCCUAAUUCUAUCGACGCGAUAAAAGCUCGAGCAAUCGUGACGAUUUGCAGAGAAGGUGAUCUCACGUCGGGGCUCAAAAAUAUUCAAACUUUCUUUCGCCAUUUGAUGGCUGCGGAGCCCAAAAAUUUUGACCUCAUACUCGACUGUGUCCAACUGUUUUCUCGCGUUUCGAAUCGAGAUUCUGGUAUACUGUCCGAGCUGUUGAGAAUCACCGAAAAAUUGAUAGAUCAGAACGAGAAAAGAUGGCCGCGGAUGAUGGUCGAGCUUGGCAAUCUGUAUGUUCUUGCUGGACGAAUUGCGGAAGCAGAACGUUCUUACAGAGACGCAGUUCGCUUGGACGAAUCCUCCUUCGCUGCUCUCACAGGAUUGGCCAAUUGCCAAGUUAUCGAGAGCUCAGCGAAUCCAACAUCGAUAAAUCUGGCACGACAACAGAUUGAUUUUCUCAAGGAAUUAACCAGCGAGGCGAACAUCAUUGACAACGCGAUGAUUGAUUUCAUGUCAGCUAAACUCUUUGCAACCGAGCCGACCAAAGCGUUGGAUUACUUGGCGCGUACAGUUUCCGGUAUACUUGAAAAUCUCCCAGCCCCCGGGUCGGAUCGAGACGACGCUUUUUCUCCUCAUCGGGGCUAUUAUCGUUAUCUCAACGACUUAAAUCCUGUUUUUUGUCUUGACAUUGUCGACGAGUAUCUCCUUCAUUGUCCCUGUCGGUUCAUCGUCGACGCCGAGACGGAUGUCGACGGACUGGAAAACAUGAACGAAAACGAAAGGGAUUUGGUUUGCUCGUUGCUCCAAAAAGUCGUCGACGCUUGUCCAGGUAUGGGAAUCGCUCUUCUCAUGCUUGCCAAAGUCAGGAUUCAAACUGGAUUCUUCGAGGAUGCUCUCGUCGCACUGAGGAAGCUUUUGGACAACGUUGACCCCGCCAAUUCAGCCGGCCAUUUGUUGACUGCUCAAAUUCACGCUCAUCAGGCUCAAUACGAUCUCGCUGAGCAGAGUCUCGAGCUCGGACUCAGCUUUGAUUUUCGAGUUCGCGACGAUCCUAUGUAUCACCUGAUAUCGUCGAUCAUCGAUCGUGAAAAAGGUCAAACCGAGUCUCGAAUAGCGAGCCUCCGACAAGCGAUCAAAUUGAUCGAUGACCGUGUCUCGUCGUCCCUCACCGCUCCCAUCUCCACUUCUGACAAAGCCACUCUCUACAUUGAACUCGUCGAUGCUUGCAACAGUCUUGGACAAUUUGACGAAGCCAUUUCUCUCAUGGAACAAGCAAGAGAUUUGUUCGGACGAAGCCUCGAAGAAUCGCGACUCGUCAUCACCAAUGCUGAAAUUUACCUUCAAAUGGGCGAUAUCGAUCAGGCUGUCAAAUGUCUUCAAGAAAUCCAACCUGGCAAGCCCUAUUAUCUUGAAGCUCACACGAAGUUGGCCAACAUUCAUUUGGAACGAAGAAAAGAUCGGCAAGCUUUUGCCAAGUGUUUCAGGGAGCUCGUGGAACAUUGUCCAGGUCCAAGAACUUACAGCAUGCUCGGGGAUGCUUAUAUGGCGAUACAAGAACCGGACAGAGCAAUCGAGGCGUACGAAGAAUCGCUAGCGAAAAAUCCACUGGAUCGAAGAUUAGCAGAAAAAAUGGGCAAAGCCUUGAUCAAGACCCACCAAUAUGCGAAAGCCAUCGCGUAUUAUCGCGAGAUCGUCAAAAACAAAACUUGUUCGGAUCUCAAACUCAAUUUGGCCGAACUUUACAUGAGUGUCAAGCAAUUUGACAAAGCAGAUCACGUCCUCGUUCAAGAGCUCCAAGACUCUAGAGGAGCGAACGAUUUACCGAGCCUCGAGAGACGGGGCCGCCACUUGAUGUUACUCGCGAAAGUCCGCGAGAGAGCAGGAAACUUGCAAUCGGCUUUAGUGACAUUGAAAGAGGCCAAGGAUAAUCAAAUAAGAUGUCUUCAACGUGCUCCCGUAGGGGCGACCUCGAUCGCAACACAAAAACAAACAUUAGCCAUUAUUUGUCUCGACAUGGCCGAACACGCUUCCGCCCUCAGAGAUUAUGAUCAAGCUAUAGAUCGCUACAAGGAAGCUUUGAGUUAUAAACCGGCUGAUAUCACAGCUUUACUCUCUCUGGCUAAGCUUUACAUGCAGGUCAACGAUUUAGAUCGCUGCGGACAAAGUUGCAUGGCACUUUUGAACGCAGAUCCAGAAAACGAGGCAGCUUCAGUCAUGAUGGCCGAUCUUGCAUUCAGGAAAGUUGAUUUUGAAACAGCUGCGUUUCAUUUUCGUCAACUGUUACUUCGACGCCCAACUUAUUGGACCGCCUUGGCACGAUUAAUCGAAGUUUCUCGCAGAACUGGUAACAUGAGUGACCUCGAUGAAUGGUUGAAGCGAGCCGCCGCAGCCACUGACGGUUCAAAUCGCGAAGCUGGUUAUUAUUAUUGCUCUGGUCUUUUGGACUGGCGAUCCGGUAAAUUGAAUUCGGCUCUUCGAAACUUCAAUUGCGCCCGUCGCGAUCCCGAAUGGGGCCAACAAGCGAUUUACAAUAUGAUAGAGAUUUGCCUCGAUCCGGACGACGACUCCGCUUUGUCCAGCGAGGCUUUCAAUGACGACGACGACGCUGAAUAUCACGAUUCGCGAACAAUGGCGCUCAAAACAGCUCAGAGAUUACUUUUGGAAUUGAGUCCGAAGGGGAACGCCCAUGAAAUGUUGACACAUCGAUUGCUCGGUGAUUUUUUUCUGCUGGCUACGAAGCAAAAGAGUAAUAUCGAGAGGGCUUUACAAGAUUGUACAAAUUUGGCGAGCCAGGAAAGUCUCCGCGAUCACGUUGGUCCAGCUCUUGGUCUCGCGAUGGCUCAUAUAUUGAUGAAGCAAACGCCGAGAGCUCGAAAUCAUCUGAAACGGGUUUCAAAAAACGUUUGGACUUUCGAGGACGCGGAAUAUCUCGAGCGUUGCUGGCUGCUCCUUGCCGAUAUAUACGUUCAAUCGAGCAAAUACGAGCUCGCUAAUGAGCUACUGAAACGCGUCUUACAGCACAACGCUACUUGCGUGAGGGCUCAUGAACUUUCGGGACACAUUUCCGAACGAGAACAAAAUUAUCGUGAAGCUUCGAUCCGCUAUGGCCAAGCCUGGAAAUACGGUGGUAAAGCGAAACUUUCCAUUGGUUACAAACUCGCUUAUUGCCACUCCAAAUGCAAAUCGUACGCUGAUGCUAUCAAAGUAUGCCAUGAAGUUUUGCGACAAAAUCCUGAUUUUCCGCGCAUUAAAAAAGAUAUCUUGGAAAAGUCGAUCAACAAUAUUCGUACAUGAGUGUCUUAUAAUAUUUUACGUUUGACGUGAAUAUUCGAGUUUUUUAUUCAACAAUUCUAAAUAUAGGAAUACUAAGAUAUUUUUUAGAGCAAAUUUCAACGGAAUUGAGCAAGCUGAUGACAAAUCUUCAUAACUAAAAGUUAUCGAAAUUGAGGUUCCUCGAAUAAAACAUGAGUACACAACUGUGUACAUACUGUACCGUCCAUAUUUAUAAUGCAAUUCGUACUUUGUAAUAGUUUCACUAAUAGUACGACAGUAGAUGUAGAGAAAAUAGAAUAGUUCUCGCUUUAAAAAAACAUGUCAUCAAAUAUAAUAAAGGAUUAAUUCAA